Entrophospora sp. SA101 is the source of this 279-nucleotide messenger RNA. The record is from the annotation of a GenBank genome assembly. NCBI's taxonomy places the organism in Eukaryota, Fungi, Glomeromycota, Glomeromycetes, Entrophosporales, Entrophosporaceae.
AUGUUGACAUUAAAGAAAUUGUUAUCUAACAAUUCUAUAAAUGUUGACAAAAAUAUAACAGCUUCAAAUAAAAAACUACAACAACCACAAGAAGUAUUAAUGAAAGAAAAAGAACUGGAGAAAGAGAAGUCAUCUAAUCAAGUCGAUGAACAAGAAUGGGUUAAAUUUCAAAAACUUAUAAGUAAAGAGACUCAAUUAAGUCAUCAAAUAGCUGAUGCAGAUGAAGAAGAAUUACAAAAAGAUAGAGAUGAGAUGCAAGAAAGGUUUUAUAAAGGCUAG